Messenger RNA from Cuscuta europaea, 1182 nucleotides. The record is from the annotation of a GenBank genome assembly. Lineage: Eukaryota; Viridiplantae; Streptophyta; Magnoliopsida; Solanales; Convolvulaceae.
CGAGUACUCCGUAUUUAAUUUGCAAAUUGCAAUGCUGUACUCGUCCAACCCAUUCCUUUCUGUGUCAUUUUUGGUUUUCUUAUUCCUAAUCAUACUGCUCGUUUUUGGAUGCGCCUUUUACCUCUUCCUUGUCGAUUUCCCGCGUGUGAGUGGAGCAGGACAUUGUUUUUUAUUUGUAGGAAUAUAGUAAUACUGGUGCCCAUAUUCAGUGCCCUUCUUACUGACCGUACCUUUAGAAGCAUGAAACAGAACAGAAUCAAGGACAGGCAACGAGAAAGCCCUGAAUUCUCGGUGGACAAUGUGGUCAUCGAAAACAUUGACGUCACCGCCGGCAACACCCUCUCCUCCACCUUAAGCUUCACCCUCCACGUCAACAACCGCUACAAAAGCCGCGGCAUUUACUGCGCCGCCGCCGAAGCCAAACUCUCUUUCCAUUACUACAGGGACGGGUCCGGCAGCGCCUCUCUCAUUCGUCCGCCUAGAUGGCGGUAUUAUCUCGAUAGUGGGACGCUUGCGUACGCCGCCAUGAGCGCCGCCCCGGUCAACCUGCCGCCGGGAAACAACGUCCCGACUAGCAUCCCCUUCUCUCCCAAGUCAACGAAUGUGACGCUUCCCGACGACCAAGCCUCGCUCUUGAUUGAAUAUAAGAAGAACUUGGAUAGGUUCGAUGCGUUCUUGACUGUGAGAGCUCUGGUUAAGAAUGGCAUCUCUGACGCCCGUUCUCGCUUGAUUGAGGUCAACUGCUGGUCUAUGACUCUCACGCCCAAUUCUACACACGUGUUCACCUGUAGUUGAAGGUUGAAACGUGGAAACUGAAGUGCAUCCUAUAUAUAUACCUACUUGUUCAAAUGCUUUAUGGCUGGCUCUAUGUAUGGACAUGACAUGGAGUAUUAGUUACUAGUUAAUACUCACAUCAACAAGGGCAAUGAAGUCAUGAAGAAAUGAUCUACUUAUAAUUAGCUUUUAUACUUGGCCAAAUAUUUGGGUUGUUGAUCUCCUUUGUAUCAUGCAUGCACGAUAGUUUUUUAUUAGUGAUACUCCGUAUUAGUUAUUAUAAUUAAUAUUCUCUUGUGUAUUGCAUUAUAUUAUGCCCAUAUCUCCAAUGUUUAAGCUUCCUUUCUUAAUACCACAGAUGUAACGUAACUGAGGGUGGCAUUAUGGCAAUGGCUUCUUCAGUUCUGA